Molecule: messenger RNA, 2686 nt
Organism: Caenorhabditis elegans
Lineage: Eukaryota; Metazoa; Nematoda; Chromadorea; Rhabditida; Rhabditidae
Gene: T07F8.1
Product: Zinc finger PHD-type domain-containing protein
Exons: 3
Coding region: 103-2571 (822 amino acids)
Source: RefSeq, marked reviewed
GGACGAUAUUCUUUUGCUUCAUUCCAAACUUUUCGCAGUCGACCAGAAAAUUGUGACCAAUUCGUUCCAAAUUGCUCCGUUCCUACUAGAAAACGCUGAGCAAUGGUAUCAAAGAAAAGGAAAGAGCACGGCAAGAACUUGGGCGUCUUGGGACCUGCUGCCAAGAAACAGAAACGGCUCGAAAAAUCUUUCGAUCAAUUAAAAAAGGAUAACGACGCCUACGUGCUUGAAAUUGAUGAUUUAAAGGAAAAUAUAAAAGAUCAGACGUCGUUACGAGAAAAAGCUGAAAACUUGAAUGAGAGUCUGAAAACGAAAGUUGAGGAUUUGGCUAAGAAAGUAGAUUCUAUAGAAGGCGAAAUAGAAUUCGAAAAACGAUCUCACAGUGAUACGAAAAAGAAGUUGGGAAAGUUUGCGGAUGAAACUUUCGUAAAGGAAGAAAAGCUCGAAAGAAUUAAUGAGGAAAUGAGUGAAAAUUUGAGAAAACUGGCACUAAAACCAGCGUCAGAAGCAAAUAAAAAGUAUCACCAGUUGUCACAGCCAACUAAAAACAAGAGAUGUGAGACGGUUUUGGAGUGCAUCCAGACUUAUGUGGGAACGGAUGAAGCCGAUAUUUUCAUUGUGGACUUCGUGAAAUAUGUCUCGAAACACCGAAGGUUCAAAUUUCGAACUAGAUUUACGACUGAAGAGACGUUUUGUGCUGUAAUUAAAUUCAGACUGUCGGACGGAUUUUUGAAAUCUUUCAAAAGUUUCUCUCAAAAAACGCUCGGAUUCGACAUCUUUGGCUCUCGAAAGGAAGUUGACGAGCACAGAAAGAAAUUGCAAGUGCAUCAAGAAUAUGAGAUUUCGAUCGAAAGUUCAACUACAAAAACUCGCAUUGGACGUGAGAUUCCCAUUCAAAAUAUUAUCGCGGUCUGCAAAAAUGUUCCUGAAGUUACGAGAAGAAGAUUAGAAACUUUGUCUGCCAAUGACAACCUGGUUUUCGAUGAAGGGAUAGGGGAUGAUAUUAUCAUCUCCGCAGAUACCGGUGAUGGAGUAACAAAAGUUUGUAUGUCUAUCGAGAAUUGUCAGAAGCCAAACAGCAGUCUCACCGAGACGGCUCUUGGAUGGUACACUGGUACAGACAAUUACACAAAUCUGAAAAAGUAUUUCGCGGGGAUUUUCGAGCAGCUCGAAAAAAUGACAAGCAUUCGUUAUCAAGAAAAAAAUGCACUCGUUAUUCGAAAUAUUCGUCUGAAAUUGGUAGGAGAUCUGAAAUUUGAGUCAUCUGCAAUGAAUCAUCCAGGACAGGCAGCUUCAGAUUCUUGCAUUUUUUGUACCGGCAGAUGGGCUCAUUCUGGUAUGAAUAAGGCUACAGUUCAAUCCUUCGAAUUUGAUAGAUCGGGCCCUCUUCGUACAUUGCGUGGUAUGAUAUCAGCAGGGUAUCAUCCAUUACUCCACAUUGAGCCAUUUUGUAUCGUACCACCUUGUUUGCAUCUUCUGAUGGGAUUGGUAAAUGACUAUAUCUUGGCUUCACUUUUGGCACUUGCCAAUCAAAUCGACUUCCCUGGACAGGAUCUUCCAGACUCUAUGAACGAACAGAGAAUGGAAUUGGGAAUAGUUCAGAAAGAAGAAAAAUUUUGCCAAAAAGUGGUUGAAAGUCUGCAAAACGCCCUUGUGCUCACGACGAAAAUCAAGGAAGUUUAUGAGAGUCGACUAAAGCAGAAUAAUAUCAAACGUUCGUCGAUAUCUUGUGGAUCUCCAACAUGCUGCGUCAGUGAUAUGCCAAAAAGCCAACAGGAUCAAGAUAUCUUCUUCUGCGUUGCUUGUCCAUUUGCAAUUCAUAUGGUGUGUGCUGGUAGAUAUACGGAGGAUCAACGCCAGGCAGCUAAACAUCAUCCGACUGCUUGUUUAAAAUGUCAAGAAAAACAUAUUCUUUCUAAUGAGGAAAUGAUUGAACAUGCUAAUGAGGCACUUGAUGAGCUUGCCAGGCGCUUACAACACGAGACAAGCCAUCUUAGUAACUUGAAAGCUGCUCGCCAAGACAUGACAACGGCUAUUUCGACUCGAACUGGGCCAACAAAACAGAAACUCGAGGAAGUUUUGGAUUAUAUUGGCUGUAGUCAAAAAAUUAACUAUCAGGGAUUAACCGGAAAUCAAGUUCGCCAACUACUAAGGACAGAAAACAUUGACAAAGUACUAAAAGUCUUCACGGACUGUAGUUGGAUCCAGAAUAUGAGAAACUUCAUGAAUGAUUUGGCGUCACUCAUGUCAGCAAGCAAUAACGCAGUCUUCACAGAUGAUGAUUUGAAUGAUUUCGCUAAAACUUUGAAGAACUUGAAGAGAAACAUCAGAAUUCUUCAUCCUUCGAUGGGAGUCACUCCUAAACUUCACAUCCUCUGUACUCACCUCGAGCCUUACAUUAGAGCAAAAAGAACUUGGGGUCGUACUUCAGAACAAGGGAUGGAAGCGUUUCAUGUGCUCUUCAGGACAACAGAGACGCGAUUUUCUUCUGUGAUGUCUCUCAAGCUACGCGCUGAGUUGAUGAUCGACUAUUUCGCUAACAUCAACUAUAUUUCCGAUAAAAGAAACUAGUGACAGCAAACAUUUCUAGGAAACCGUUUUUAUAGUACAUCUCUCUCUCUCUCUCUCACUCACAUGUUUUUUUUUCGAUUAAAUCAAUUAAACGAGCAGAAAAGCCAUGAAUGAU